Molecule: messenger RNA, 480 nt
Organism: Anopheles moucheti
Lineage: Eukaryota; Metazoa; Arthropoda; Insecta; Diptera; Culicidae
Product: adult-specific cuticular protein ACP-20-like
Exons: 2
Coding region: 1-480 (159 amino acids)
Cellular component (GO): extracellular matrix
Source: RefSeq, a predicted model, not a curated record
AUGUGCAAACUAGCGUUGUUUGUCCUGGCACUGGCAGGUGUAGCCUUAGCCUACGAACAUCACGGAUUCGUCAGCGAAGUGAAGCACAUCCCGUACAAGUACUACGGUGGACAGGAGGGUGGCAUCGGCGGUGGAAUCGGAGGAGGUGAGGGUGGGUAUGAGGGUAAGGACUUUUACGCCUACCCGAAGUACAAGUUCGAGUACGGAGUGAAGGACUACCACACCGGUGAUCACAAGAGCCAGUGGGAAGUUCGGGAUGGAGAUGUCGUGAAGGGCGAGUACACUCUGGAUGAGCCGGACGGUUCGACCCGCAUCGUGAAGUACCACGCCGACAGCAAGAACGGAUUUGAGGCCAUCGUCAAGAACAUCGGCAAGGGAGGUCUCCAGCAGGAGAGUGGCUCGAUUGGUGGAGGACAGGAAGGAAUCAGUGGCGGAUAUGGUCAUGGCUAUAGCUACAGUAAACUGAAGAAGUUCAACUAA